Messenger RNA from Effrenium voratum, 1386 nucleotides. The record is from the annotation of a GenBank genome assembly. Lineage: Eukaryota; Dinophyceae; Suessiales; Symbiodiniaceae.
AUGACAAGCUUUUUUUCUUGCUCUGUCUCUCUCUCUCGCCCUCUCUUGCAAUGCCGGCUGACAGGACAUUUGGGAAAGCUUCUCGGACGGCAAACUUCUUGGCGUAGUUGAUUUGACACGCAUUUGGUGGCGUUUGAUGGCCACUUUUGAAUGCUUGCCGCGUGAAUCUGCAAGGGAAAGUGGUGCUUGAGAAUUGGCUGAUUCAGCUUCACAUGCUUCACAUGCUUCACAUUCACAUGUCUGCGCCUGUCCUUCACAUGCUUCACAUGCACAUGGAAGGUUGCUUGAAGCUGAGGGAAGCCAGUGCAGGACUUGAAUCAGCGCGGGGCUUUUUGACAGUGGAGGGAUUUGGGGUUCAACCACAUCCUCAUGAAGCUCCGCUUUUCACAAGCUGGACACGCGCGAGCGGCUGGUCGGACUCUGGGAAUUGAUGAACAGCUCCAUGUUGCCAGAGCCAAGUUAGACGUCUUGCGGAGGGGCAAAGUGAAUUCGCUGGAGUGUCUGGCCGAGGCUGACCUGCCGUGGUGCCAGAGGAUAGAUUUCACGGUCAACAAGCUGAGUAUGUUGCCAUCAUUGGCAGUGCUGGGUCGCUUGAGGUUUGCCUGCUUUGCAUCCAACGAGAUCAGCUCGCUCGAGGGCUUUGAUGGCCACCCCUUGCUGCAAGAGUUGCAGCUGCAGGAGAACAAGCUCACCUCGCUCAAGGGCUUGGGCCGUCUCGAAAGUCUUCGCACUCUCAUUGUCUCCGGCAACCAGCUCACUUCUUUGCAAGGGUUGGACGCUCCAAUGCUCAAGAAGCUGGACGUCAGUAAGAACCAACUCAGCAACCUGGAGCACCUCGUGGCUGAAUGCCAGGAGCUGGACAUCGCCGAAAACCAGCUAAAUGCUGAAGAUCCGAACCUGCCAGAGCUGAGACGCCUUAGUGAUCUGAAGAAGUUGCACUCGCUGAACAUCGCUGGCAACGCUGGGGAUCUGCGCGUCGAGGUAGUAGUUGUAGCGCCGCAAGUGCAGAUAAUUGACGGCGAGCUGGUGACAGAAGAAGAUCGGGAAGCGGCCGCGGCAAAGGAGGAAGAGCUUUCAGAAGCGGUGAAGGCUAAGGCAGAGGAGGACGCCCGGCUGGCUGCAGAGGCUGAGGCUGCUGCUGCAGAAGCUGCUGCAGAGGAAAAUGCUGAAGCAGAUGCCGAGGCAUCGAGCUAGCGACCUGCCCACAUAGAUGUCACCACAUGUCCAACUGAGUAGAGAAUUUUAGAAUUAAUCAAGAUGGUGAUCUUUGCUCCGGUCUCACUUGCUGGCCGCCGGGAAGAAUCCUGUAAGGCAAAGCCUUGGCGCAGAAAGAAUCCGUGACAGCCGGAAUUCACCCGGGAGAAAGGGAGCUUGCGGUGACACAAA